Messenger RNA from Racocetra persica, 339 nucleotides. NCBI's taxonomy places the organism in Eukaryota, Fungi, Glomeromycota, Glomeromycetes, Diversisporales, Gigasporaceae. The record is from the annotation of a GenBank genome assembly.
AAAAUAUUAAUAAUUUAACUGCUACUGAUCAAAAUUAUGAUGAUAAUGCACAUGAUAAUAAUUUUGAAGAUAAUGUACAUGAUAAUAAUUUUAAGGUUGCUAUUAAUAUUCCUCAUUCUGUAAGUCGACAUAAUACUACAAGGAUCCGAAAUAAACGUCGCACUUCUGCCAAAGCCCCACGAAUAUUAAGCAACAGAAAAGAAAAUGAUUCUACCUUAUCAGUAAAAAGAUCACUUGAAGAUUUAUUUCUCAAAAAAAAGUGUGAUUGGAAUCCCAAAAAAUUCACAAACACGGCAGUUGCAAAAAGAUUAUGUUUGGAUGACAAUCCUAUUGAAAAUA